Messenger RNA from Salmo salar (Atlantic salmon), 2354 nucleotides. RefSeq lists its product as uncharacterized. Lineage: Eukaryota; Metazoa; Chordata; Actinopteri; Salmoniformes; Salmonidae. The record is from RefSeq and is a predicted model, not a curated record.
AGCCUCAGCAGCAACCGACGGCUGAGCCUCAGCAGCAACCGACGGCUGAGCCUCAGCAGCAACCGACGGCUGAGCCUCAGCAGCAGAAGCAACAGGCCACUAUACCCCAGCAAGUUAGGUAUCCAGCUCAAAUGCCCCAGAAGCAUCUGGCCUCCAUGCCUCUGCCGCAGAAGCAACCGACCGCCGUGCCCCAGCAAGGGUGGCAUCCAGCUCAAAUGCUGCAGACACAACUGACCGCCAUGCCCCUGCAAGCAUGGUAUCCAGCUCAAAAGCCCCAGCUGCAGAAGCAAUUAGCCGCUGAACCUCAGCAGCAAAUUGAACUGACCGCAAUGCCCCAGCCACCUCAGCAAGUGUGGCAUCCAGAUCAAUUUCCCCAGCAGCAAAAGCAACCAGCUACUGAACCUCAGCAGCAGAAGGAACCGGCCGCCGUAACUCAGCAAGUGUUGCAUCCAGCUCAAAUGCUGCUGAAGCAACUGACUGCCAUGCACCAGUAUGUGUGGUAUCCAGCUCAAAAGCCCCAGAAUCAACCAGUCCCUAUGCGUCAACCGCAGAAGGAACUGACCGCCAUUCCACCACAACUGUGGCAAUCGGCUCAAAUGCCCCAGCAGCAUAAGCAACCGGCUGCCACGCUUCAGCAAGUGUGGCAAGCGGCCCCCAUGCCCCAGCAGCCUCAUGAUGUGUGGUAUCCAGCUAAAAUGGUCCAGAAGCAACAAGCCUCUGCAACUCGGCGGCAGAAGGAAAUGACCGCCAUGCCUCAGCAAGAGUGGCAUCCAGCUCAAAUGCCCCAGAAGCAAUCACCCACUGAACCUCGGCAGCAGAAGCAAUCGACCACCUUGGCCCAGGAAGUGUGGACUCCAGCUAAAUUUCCCCAGAAGCAACCAGCCCCAAUGCCUUUACCGCAGAAGGAACUGACCGCCAUACCCCAGCAACCUCAGCAAGUGUGGUAUUCAGCUCAAAUGCCUCAGCAGCAACCGACUGCUGAGCCUCAGCAGCAACCGACUGCUGAGCCUCAGCAGCAACCGACUGCUGAGCCUCAGCAGCAGAAGCAACAGGCCACUAUACCCCAGCAAGUUAGGUAUCCAGCUCAAAUGCCCCAGAAGCAUCUGGCCUCCAUGCCUCUGCCGCAGAAGCAACCGACCGCCGUGCCCCAGCAAGGGUGGCAUCCAGCUCAAAUGCUGCAGACACAACUGACCUCCAUGCCCGAGCUAACGUGGUAUCGAGCUCAAAUGCUCCAGCAGCAGAAACAACUGGCCACCAUGCUGCAGAAUCAACCAGCCCCAAUGCAUCUGCCGCAGAAGCAACCGGCCACCAUGCCGCCGCAAGUGUUGCAUCCAGCUCAAAUGCUGCAGAAGCAACAUACUGCCAUGCCCCAGCAAGCAUGGUAUCCAGCUCAAAAGCCCCAGCUGCAGAAGCAAUCGGCCGCUGAACCUCAGCAGCAAAUUGAACUGACCGCAAUGCCCCAGCCACCUCAGCAAGUGUGGCAUCCAGAUCAAUUUCCCCCGGAGCAGAAGCAACCAGCCCCUAUGCAUCUACCGCAGAAGGAACUGACCGCCAUACCCCAACUGUGGCAAACAACUCAAAUUCCCCAGCAGCAUAAGCAACCGGCUGCCAUGCUUCAGCAAGUGUGGCAUCUGGCGCAGAAGCAACCGGCCCCUAUGCCCCAGCAGCCUCACGACGUGUGGUAUCCAGCUAAAAUGGUCCAGAAGCAACAAGUCGCUGCACUGACCGCCAUGCCGCAGGCACAUCAGAAAGUGUGGCAUCCAGUUCAAAUGCCUCAGCAGCAGAAGCAACCAGCUACUGAACCUCAGCAGCAAAUUGAACUGACCGCCAUGCUUCAGACACAUCAGCAAGUGUGGCAUCCAGCUCAAUUUCCCCAGCAGCAGAAGCAACCGGCCUCCAUGCCUCUUCCGCAGGAGAAACCGACCGCCAUACCCAAGCAAGUGUGGUAUCCAGCUCAAAUGUCCCAGCAGCAACUGGCCUCCAUGCCUCUACCGCAGAAGCAACUGACCCCCGUGCCUCAGCAAUUAUGGCAUGUAGCUCAAAUGCCCCAGAAGCAACUUGCCCCAAUGUCUCAGCAGAAGCACUACGAAAGCACUGAAGAUGGUGUCUCUGGUAGCUCUCAGGCCAGCAUUGUUGAACAGUUGGGUGUCAUCCCAAUCUAUUCCUACAGUUCCAAAUCGCACUACGAGAAGGGCAGAACUGUCUUCUCCCAAACCCGCUACACUCCUAGGGAGGCUAUGCCUGUUGACAGUGGAAAUGCUCCCAAGGACAGUUAUGUUGGCAUUGGUGCACCAAGCAUGCAUCCACCACUAGUGAAGGAUUCUGCAAGGGAAAUGUAACGGAGUCAUCCUCUA